This is a messenger RNA of Schistosoma haematobium, 1491 nucleotides long. RefSeq names its product Radial spoke head protein 9, variant 3. Gene Ontology annotation, cellular component: radial spoke; axoneme. The coding region runs from base 550 to 1383 and encodes 277 amino acids. Lineage: Eukaryota; Metazoa; Platyhelminthes; Trematoda; Strigeidida; Schistosomatidae. Gene Ontology annotation, biological process: axoneme assembly; motile cilium assembly; cilium movement involved in cell motility. The transcript is spliced from 6 exons. The record is from RefSeq and is a predicted model, not a curated record.
GUAUCAGGGUACUAUUGCUGCUUUAACACCGUAUAACACAAAUGACGUUAUUACAGAAAUAUAUUAGUGAAAGUAGACACAACCAAUUGUGUGGGCCAGUCUGUAGAGCACGAUUAUUAGGUGUGCAUCAGCUUCCCUCGGCGUUGGCGGGGAUCAAUGAACUGUUCGACACUUAGUGACUUGGAUAGUGUCCAGUGACGUUUCACUGACCCUACAUUUGUAUUAAUUGUUAAGUAGUCCAAAUAAUAUCGGUUCACACACCUAAAACAUAUUCUCUGUUCAAGUAUUUUAACACCGGUAUCACAAAAUAUAAGUUGAUCACUACUAAUUGAUGUUUAGACUUCUCCAUUUGUAAAAAUAUAAAGAAGUCAUGACGCGAGCUGUUCAAAUUACAGUGGACAUGAAACUUAUUUAUUGAAAGCUCAUGUUUGUACUCCUAGCUAUUCUGCAAUUUAAAAGUCGCGUAUCUUAGUACAAAAUUAAUAAUUCUUCAGAACUUGUUUUGUUAUUCAAAGUGAUUUGUCGCCUGUCUACUUUUAGAUAGUCAUUAUGGACUCCUCUGACCUACAUCUUGCAAUUGAUUAUGUUGGAUCAUGUGGUAUCGUUUUGACACCUGAACAAAAGGCGACGCUUAAUACAACACUGACUAUUUUGAGGCACGAAAACAAGUUCUCGUAUGUGUCGUUUUGGGGUAUAAUUCGAGGAAUCAAUGGAGACUAUUUCAUUGCUCAAGGAAUAGGCAAAGAUGUAUUAAAAGAAAAAACAAAUCUGUACAGUAAAGAUUGCACAACAUGGGGGUUGUUACCAGUACCAGGGAAACAAGAUAUAGAAAAAAGUAAACUUUUCAAAAUGAGACUAACAGGUGAUCCUUCACAUGAAGCUGAAUACGUUGAAGUGAAACAAAUGCCAGGAGAAGGUGAUGAGCUUGUCGAGACUGAAGAACUUAUAACCAUGAAAGAAGAAGAUAGACUUGCUGCUAUUAUUUACCGCAUGGAAGAGGAGGUUGUUAUCGUUCCACGUGGUGCAUUUAUACGAAUGUACAACGGACAAGUUGUGAGAAAUAAAUCUUUUGAAGGUUUAACUUGUGCUGAGGCUUCAAAGCUAUUAUCAUACUUCCAUUGUCGGCCUCCUGUAAAUAUGUCUAACAAACCAUUAGCCGAAAGAGCAAAGCUGGAUAAAGCCAUCGAUUUUUUAGAUACUAUUGAGGAUGAUAAUCCUGAAGGUUGUUGGGUGAUUCAAUUUGAACGUGGAGGCAACCUUGUUCUGGUCAAAAGUCUUUUAUGGAUUGGAUAUGUUUUAUAUCACUUACCAAGUACAAACAAAUAUGGAUCAAUUUAUGUUGGAACUGGUGAAUAUAACAUUGAUCUCCCAUUUAUGAUAUAAUGCAAAAAGUAGGUGAACUAUACAAAGAAGUAUAAAGUUCGAUGUAUUUUACAGAAACAUUGAAAUAUUUGUAUACAAAUACUUAAAAAAGUUGAUUGGAAUGAAAAA